AUGGCGACAGGCACCCCCGUCGAAGACCAGGGCCGUUUGCUCGAGGAAGCUCUCGGUGUCGUGCGUCAACAAUCGCAGCAGAUGCGCAGAUGCCUUGAGACCCCGGGAAAGCUCAUGGAUGCUCUGAAAUGCGGCUCGACUUUGGUCUCUGAACUGCGCACUCCUACCUUAGGGCCGAAGCAAUACUAUGAGCUCUAUAUGGCUGUGUUUGAUGCUCUACGGUACCUGUCCGACUAUCUCCGCGAGUCGCAUCCCGUCAACCACCUUGCCGAUCUCUACGAACUUGUCCAAUAUGCAGGCAACAUAAUUCCCAGAUUAUAUCUUAUGAUUACGGUAGGCACCGUCUAUAUGGGAGUCGAAGAUGCCCCGGUCAAGGAGAUCAUGAAGGAUAUGAUGGAAAUGAGUCGCGGCGUACAGCAUCCCAUCCGAGGCCUCUUCCUCCGAUACUACCUGCUGGGCCAGGCCCGUGACCACUUACCAACGGGCAAAGAAGAGGGACCCCAGGGCAAUCUGCAAGAUUCAAUCAACUUCAUCCUUACAAACUUUGUGGAGAUGAAUAAGCUUUGGGUGAGGUGGCAGCAUCAAGGCCAUUCAAGAGAAAGGGAACAAAGGACACAAGAGCGGAGGGAGUUGGAAUUGUUGGUUGGAAGCAAUCUGGUGAGGCUAAGUCAAUUGGUCGACUUGGAGACAUACAAAUCUACCAUCAUCGGCCCGUUGCUGGAACAGGUAGUCCAGUGUCGAGAUGUCCUGGCCCAGGAAUAUCUGCUCGAAGUCAUCACAAAGGUCUUUCCGGAUGAAUACCACCUCCACACUUUGGAUCAAAUGCUCUCCGCCAUCGCGAGACUAAAUCCAUACGUGGAUAUGAAGAAGAUUGUUAUCGGAUUAAUGGACCGUCUGUCUACCUAUGCACAAAGGGAAUCUGCUGAAUCGGUGUCUGCCGAAGACAAGCGCAAAGCUGAAGAAGACGCUGCAGUCCGGAUGCUGGAAAAAGUCGAUUUGAACCAGGAUUCGAAGCCUAUUCCCCCUGCCACUCAACCGGAUUCACCCACGACGAAUGGUGCCGAUGCCAAGUCACCCACGGAAACACAAACAACGGAAUCGGAGCCGGCAACGCCGGCGACACCAGCGACAAAUGGUGAGAAGGGAACUGGCGUUGGUGAGGUCAGGCUGUUUGAGAUCUUUUACGAACAAGUCGUAAAUCUUGUCAAAACGAGAGGCCUUCCAAUCCAAGACACUAUGGCCCUUUUGACGUCGCUGGCCAAUCUUGCACUUAACAUCUACCCAGAGAGGCUGGAAUACCUUGACCAGAUUCUGGCCUAUGCUCGCGAGAAGGGUGCCGAAUACAUGGACUCCGCCGACCUCCAUUCCGCCGCAACACAAGCCAACAUGCUCAAUCUUCUUCUUUCACCGAUCAGAACAUAUAUGUCGCUUUUCACCGCGUUAGCGCUUCCCAACUAUCUCCCUCUGUACCAAUCACAAACGUAUGCUACGAGGAGGGCUGUUGCCGGAGAGGUGGCCAAGAGCAUCCUUCGCAACCAUGUGCUGAUUACAACUACACAACAUCUGGAUGGCAUCAUGUCUCUUCUGAAGGUCAUCAUCAAAGAGGGCAUUCAACAACCGACUGGCUAUCCGGGGUUGAACCGCCAGAGAGGUGGUGAGUCGGAUGAGACAGUUGAGGAGCAAGGCUGGCUAGCAAGGAUAGUUCAUUUCAUUCAAGGACCAGACAACGACACCCAGCUCAAACUGUUACAGCAAGUUCGCAAAGCCUAUGAGCCUGGCAAUGAGCGGAUAAAAUAUACGACUCCCGCUAUCAUUACCGCAUCUAUGAAGCUUGCGCGGAAGUUCAAAGCCCGUGAGCAUUUUGACGACAACUGGCAAAACCAGUCGUCCGCCUUGUACCGGUUCAUGCACCAGACCCUUUCUCAAUUAUAUACCCGCGUUAACCCCGGGGCGGCAGAAUUGUGUCUUCGACUAUUUGUUUCCUGCGGUCAAAUCGCCGAUCAAUGUGGCUUCGAAGAAUUUGCCUAUGAAUUCUUUGCCCAAGCGUUUACGAUCUACGAGGAUAGUAUCAGCGACUCAAGGGCACAGUUCCAGGCUGUUUGCAUCAUCGCUGGGGCGUUGCACAUGACGAGGGGCUUUGGAAAGGAGAACUACGACACGUUGAUCACGAAAGCCGCGUUGCACGGGAGCAAGCUGCUGAAGAAACCCGAUCAAUGUCGCGCAGUGUAUCUGGCCAGCCACCUAUGGUGGUGUGUUGAGAUCCCUGGGAGGGAGGAGGAUCCUAAGAACUUCUACCGCGACGGCAAGCGGGUGCUAGAGUGUCUCCAGCGAGCAUUACGAGUUGCGGAUGCUUGUAUGGAUACCGCAGUCUCCGUCGAAUUGUUUGUCGAAAUUCUCAACCGAUACGUCUACUACUUUGAUCAGCAGAACGAAACGGUUACGACCAAGUACCUCAAUGGCCUCAUUGAGCUGAUCCAUUCAAACUUGUCGACAACAAACUCUGAGGGGAACACCCAGGCCCUAGAGAAUCCAAAGCGCCACUUUUUCAGGACGCUAGACUAUAUCAAGUCUAGAGAUUACGAGGGUGUUAUUACAGAGGCGAGGCAGUGA
Molecule: messenger RNA, 2610 nt
Organism: Cladophialophora psammophila CBS 110553
Lineage: Eukaryota; Fungi; Ascomycota; Eurotiomycetes; Chaetothyriales; Herpotrichiellaceae
Exons: 6
Coding region: 1-2610 (869 amino acids)
Biological process (GO): intracellular protein transport; retrograde transport, endosome to Golgi
Cellular component (GO): retromer, cargo-selective complex; retromer complex; late endosome
Source: RefSeq, a predicted model, not a curated record